CGCCGCCUGUCGUCGUUUCCCCGUCCUGUGCAGGGAUUCUCCCGGCGGCUCUGCGGGUCCGAAGGGUUGUCCGCUGGCAAAGGUUUCCUAAAAGACAGGAAAAAUGGAGGAAUCUGUAAAUCAAAUGCAGCCACUGAAUGAAAAGCAAAUAGCCAAUUCUGAAGGUGGAUAUGUAUGGCAAGUCACUGACAUGAAUCGACUGCACCGGUUCUUAUGUUUUGGUUCUGAAGGUGGUACUUAUUAUAUCAAAGAACAGAAGCUGGGCCUUGAAAAUGCUGAAGCUUUAAUUAGAUUGAUUGAAGAUGGCAGAGGAUACGAAGUGAUACAAGAAAUAAAGUCAUUUAGUCAAGAAGGCAGAACCGCAAAGCAAGAGCCUUUGCUCUUUGCGCUUGCCAUUUGUUCCCAGUGUUCUGAUAUAAACACAAAACAAGCAGCAUUUAAAGCUGUUGCUGAAGUUUGUCGAAUUCCUACACAUCUCUUUACUUUUAUCCAGUUUAAGAAAGAUCUGAAGGAAAGCAUGAAAUGUGGUAUGUGGGGUCGUGCUCUACGGAAAGCUGUUGCAGACUGGUACAAUGAAAAGGGUGGCAUGGCCCUUGCUCUAGCAGUUACAAAAUAUAAACAAAGAAAUGGCUGGUCUCACAAAGACCUGUUACGACUGUCACAUCUUAAACCUUCCAGUGAAGGACUUGCCAUUGUGACCAAAUAUAUCACAAAGGGCUGGAAAGAGGUCCAUGAGUUGUAUAAAGAAAAAGCACUUCCCAUGGAGACUGAGAAAUUACUAAAAUAUCUGGAAGCUGUAGAAAAAGUGAAGCGCACAAAAGAUGAACUGGAAGUCAUUCAUCUAAUAGAAGAACAUAGAUUAGUUAGGGAGCAUCUUCUUACGAAUCACUUAAAGUCUAAAGAGGUGUGGAGGGCUUUAUUACAAGAAAUGCCUCUUACUGCAUUACUAAGAAAUUUAGGAAAAAUGACUGCUAAUUCAGUACUUGAACCAGGAAAUUCAGAAGUAUCUUUAGUAUGUGAAAAACUAUGCAAUGAAAAGCUAUUAAAAAAGGCGCGUAUACAUCCAUUUCAUGUCCUAAUUGCAUUAGAAACUUACAGAAUAGGCCAUGGGCUCAGAGGAAAACUGAAGUGGUGCCCUGAUGAAGAAAUCUUGAAAGCACUGGAUGCUGCCUUUUAUAAAACAUUUAAGACAGUUGAACCAACUGGAAAGCGUUUCUUGUUAGCUGUGGAUGUCAGUGCUUCAAUGAGCCAAAGAGUUUUGGGCAGUAUACUCAAUGCUAGCACAGUUGCUGCAGCAAUGUGCAUGGUUGUCACCCGAACAGAAAAAGAUUCUUAUGUAGUUGCUUUUUCAGAUGAAAUGGUACCAUGUACUGUGACUAAAGAUAUGACCUUACAACAGGUUUUAAUGGCUAUGAAUCAGAUCCCAGCAGGUGGAACUGAUUGCUCUCUUCCAAUGAUCUGGGCUCAAAAGAUGAACACAGCUGCUGAUGUCUUCAUUGUAUUCACUGAUAAUGAGACCUUUGCAGGAAAUGUCCAUCCUUCUGUUGCUCUGAGGGAAUAUAGAAAGAAAAUGGAUAUUCCAGCUAAAUUGAUUGUUUGUGGAAUGACAUCAAAUGGUUUUACUAUUGCAGACCCAGAUGAUAGAGGCAUGUUGGAUAUGUGUGGCUUUGAUACUGGAGCUCUGGAUGUGAUUCGAAAUUUCACAUUAGAUGUGAUUUAACCAUAAGCAGCAGCAUGAUCCAGAAGAGGUCAACUGUGAUCAGUGAUCUCACUAAAAUUACACAGCUGCUUCCCACCUAAUCUAAUCCAGUGAAAGAUGAUGGUACAGUAUGUACAUAAUGGAAGUUACUUU
This is a messenger RNA of Fukomys damarensis (Damara mole-rat), 1852 nucleotides long. It is a transcript of the gene Ro60, whose product is annotated as Ro60, Y RNA binding protein. The record is from RefSeq and is a predicted model, not a curated record. Gene Ontology annotation, molecular function: RNA binding. The transcript is spliced from 9 exons. Bases 104 to 1720 code for a protein of 538 amino acids. Gene Ontology annotation, cellular component: ribonucleoprotein complex. Lineage: Eukaryota; Metazoa; Chordata; Mammalia; Rodentia; Bathyergidae.